UUGGCGUAGUGUGUGUUGGUGUGCGUGACCGAGUGAGGGCUGUUGUGGUUAUUGAACUGGUGCUCCGUGUGGUACAUGACGGAUUCUUGAAUUAGUAUCCAGAGAAGAUUCCGUCUCUGUAAAUAUGACUAUUUUAUCCAAGAAGAAGUCCAGUGGGCCAGGAAAAUCGGAAGAUCAAAAUGACUCGGGGAACCAUCAUGGAGGAACUCAUUCUCUUUCACUGGCGUCGAUACAGAGCCAUUCUCAGGCCAGUGAGAGUCAUGAAAGACUAAACUCACCAUCGUGCUGGUCAAGGGAAGAGAAACGAAGUCCACAUUAUGAUGACUAUGAACAUGAUAGUGGCCCAAGCCAUGGAGCAACAAAACGUCGACACCGUUCCAGUCCUCACAGAAGCAGUCGAAGUAAGCUACGGGAAAGAAAUGCAGCCUCCCCACCAAGUUUUGCUGGUUGUAGUGGAGUUGUUGUCACUUCACCAAAAGCAGGUCCAUCUCAGUCUGCUGAUGACCAUGCUAAUGGUUACAACAGCGGUGAUGAGUAUGGACCGUGUGAUGACCAAGCCCUGAGUGAGACUGACUGGUUGGAGCGUGACCGUUGGUUUGAAAAAAUUAUCAAGAGGAAAGGCUUCAUCAUCAAGAAAAUGGAAGAAGAUGGGGCAUGUUUGUUUCGUGCAGUAGCUGACCAAGUUUAUGGUGACCAAGACAUGCAUGCAGUCGUGAGAAAUCACUGUAUGGAUUACAUUGCUGCUAAUGGAGAUUAUUUCUCUCAUUACGUCACAGAGGAUUUUGACAGGUACGUUAACAGGAAGAGACGUGAUUAUGUUCAUGGAAAUCACAUAGAGAUGCAAGCAAUGAGUGAGAUGUACAAUCGUACUGUCGAAGUAUUCUGUUAUGGAACAGAACCCAUAAAUAUCUUCCACGGAAAACACAAGACAGAUAAUGAGCCUAUAAGAUUGUCGUACCACCGUGGAAGUCACUAUAACAGCAUUGUUGAUCCUUAUAAAGCAACAAUAGGUGUUGGCUUGGGUUUACCUAGCUACACACCAGGACUUGCAGAAAAAAAUUUAAUGAAGGAAGCUGUGAGUGUUAGUGAAGAUUUUCAUAUUGAGCAGACAAUGUUGGAGGAUAAACUAAGAGCUACUGACUGGGAAGCCACAAAUGAAGCUAUAGAGGAGCAGGUGGCUAGGGAGAGCUAUUUACAAUGGUUACGAGACAAUGAGAAAAGAAACAAAUCAAAGCUUCCAGUUACAGAGACUGGCAGCUCGGCAACUGUAACUUCAUCAGAACUGAGGUCAUCUCCUAGAGGCAGAUUUCCAGGACACGGAUCACCACCGCGUUCAGACUUAACACGCAAUUCUCCAAAGACUGGUGAAACUCAUUUAGAUGUAGCAGUAGCGUCUUCAUCUGAGAGCAAUAACUCAUGUGGUGACCACAAGCGAGCUGCACAUUACCAAGGGUUUCAGCUGUUGGAGACAGCGUCGUUCAUGAAUCAUCUGUCGCCUGAGCUUUUUGGGCUGACUGAAUGGGAAGAUGCUGACAUUUUGGCACAAGUAUUAGCUACUUCACAGCAGGAAUACAUGGAUAACUUAAAGAAACAACGAGGGCCAGAAGAGAUGAAUGAUCAAGAGUCUAUAGACAGUAACCGACCAUCGACAUCACGGUAACAAAUAAUUCAGCAUAUUGUAAGAGUGUCAGCAGUGAGCAUGCGUGUGUGCAUGCAUGUGAAAGUGUGUUGUGGCAGAAAGACAUGUAUUCUUCAAUCAUUUACUUAAAACUAAUUGAAAAAGCAGCUGCCUUAUUAAAAUAUAUUAGCAAAAGUUUUUGCAGAUAAGCAUAGUGCAAAAGUGUAGAUAGUUCCAGAAACAGAGCACAAAACCUGCAAGGAGUUGUGACAUGCAUAAAAUAACAGAUCAAAUUAAGUGAAAUAUGAGACAUCACCAUUUUUUCAUCACUUGCAUUGUAAUAGGUUUGUGUUCUGGAUUUAAACAAUUUGUCACUGUGAUGUACUGGGAUAGCCAGUCCCUUUCAGACAUUUAAGAAGAUCCAUCAAUUCCAGUCUUUCAUAUCAUUUCAUAUGAAGUAAUGGUUACACUAAUCAGUAUAAGACUAAUAACUUUAUUGUACAAUAAUCAUGCUGCAACGAUUAGUUGCAUUUAGAGUUUGCUAUCUUUUCAAAUAAGAGGAAUAAUUUGUGAAAAUAAUCAUCUGAUCAUUAUGAAUUAGCCAUGAUUGAGGAAUCAACUUUUGAGUAAACCCCUAGGGGUUAUUCAAAAAGUCUGGAAGAAGCUUAGAAAGCAUUGUGGUUGUGAUCACAUAUUAUCCUGCAAUUUUCAAUCAUGUUUACCAGAUAAUGAUUAGAAAAUUUUGUGAUAAAAGUGUCACUCAAGUACCAAGCAAACCUUACAUACAUAAAUACAUACAUUCAAAAGCAAUAGUCACAGAUUAAUAAAAUUGCUAAUAUUUGUCAGUAGUAGAAGUUAUGUUGUUGUUAUAAGUUUCAUUUACAUAUUCUGGCAGUUAUGAAUCACAGUGAUGAAAAAUCAGUAUCAGCUAUUUACUUUUUAAGAAAUGCAAUCAAGAAAAUGUUGACAAACUCAGAUGUGCAGGCUGUAUUUCUGUAAUUGAAGGUGACUGACCAUCACAAUCACUUCUGUGAAUUUAAAGUUUAACCAGUAAAGAGGGGUAAAACAAGUAGGUAGGCUUAUGACAGCAGGCAGUUGGUAAGAAUGUAGUACUCAGAAUUAUUGCUGAAAGAAUCUUGUAAUCGAAUGAUGUGAAGAUAGACACCAAGAUAGGAAGGAAGAAAGUGGAAUAUAAAUUGAUAUAAUAUUGUGCUUUGCUUGUUGUUAUCAUUAGGAAUAGGUAAGUGUACAGUACUAACAACAGGUUGAUUGUUUCUCAUAAGUAGUGUUGAAUUUUGUAGGACAUGUUUUAAACACUCUUCAGUUAAUGUAUGCUGUGGAGCAGUAAUAAGUUUAGGCAGUUAUACUAGAGAAUCUGGAAUUACUUUAUUUUUGAAAAAACUCACAGUAAUGAUUGACCGGUAUCUAUCAAAAUUUCGUGUUGGGUUUUCGAAGUCCCCAUGGUUGGUGCUAAGUCCUUACUGUAUUGUUAUGUUGGCCACUGUCAACAUUCAGAAUUCUUCGCCCAGGAUUUUAGAUGAGUUUUUGCAGGUUCUGUUAUAUCAUUGUCUUGUUAAUUACUGGCUGGUUCCCCAAAAUAUUAAGAGCUUAUUGGUCCUCUGACCAUUUUAACUCCACAUAGUAGUGCUGAGACAAUCGGGCCACGAUCUAUUAGGCCACAACUUUUCUACCCAACUAAAUUAAAUCUUUCUUAGGGACAUUAGUUUGCUGUAAAUAGUUCAAAAUCUUUUACAUUGUGCUUGGGUAUGAGGUCUUGUAAUUCAGUCUAUCAGAUGUCUUUGGAUAUUUACAUCUGUUCCGUUACAGUAUAUCCAUUAUUGGUGUAAAUGUUCCUUACACAUGCUUUAGUUACCUUUUUGUAUGCUUAUCUGUAUUUUCCCAUUUGGUCUUUUAUAAUAUUUUCUCCACGUAUUUUGUCACAAGAAGAAUGAAAUGUAAUAGUAAUACAGUGACUCAAUUAAGUUUUUCAGAUUUCAAACUGUUUAACACGAUUUCUUGGCACUAGUUGGCUGUAAUGUAUCGCUUUUGACUGGUAUACAUGCCUUGCAAUACCAUCGAUUUGAAAAAUAUAUAUCUGUUUUUAAUUAUUGUGGUUUGGUAAAGUUUGAUCUAAGUUAAAUUUGUUUAUCUAAUUGUAAAAGUACAGCAUUCAAAAAAUGCUGUGGUUAAUUGACAUUCUACAUUCUUGUGUCAGUGUCUGUUUACAGGUUAACAGCAUAUGUCAUUAUCAGAUUGAUCUGUUCCUAAUUCUAUUGCUGUGUCUGUGUCUUUGAGUGAGACUGACACUGUUAAUGAGAUCCAUGGUUUUGCCGAUUACAUUCAUAGGUUACAGAAUUCGAAGGUCAGUGUGUGAUGAAACAAUCUUUAAGCCUUCUGUUUAUUCUUGAGCACCAUCUAAGAUACAGAAUUUGCUGCUGCAAUUGAGGUGGAAUAUUGUGUAGUGAUGAAGGUUGGACAGGCUGUGGGCGAGAGGGUGGGAGUGCCUCCCCAACACCACAAAAAAAAAAAAAAAAAAGUUGUGGGAAUAUGGCAACCAGCUUUGACAUCUGUACAAGCAGUUCCCCAGUUUCCUGAAAUGUUGUUGCAGCUUUGUGGAUGUAACGACUUCAUACAAUAUCCAUUUAUCCAUUUAUGGAUGAGUUGCCUCAUCUUGUUUAUAAAGACUACUUCAGGGAACAGAGGUAAGAUUUCAUGGUUCUAGACUUUAUAUAGUUCCGUUUCCUUUUAGCUGUGUGCUAAAGUGAAUAUUGCCACAGCUAUAGUCACUUAUUUCACCAUACUGUUCUCAGUUCGUUUUUUUAUGAGCUGGAUGAUUUUAGAGGACUUUAUCACUUUGUACUGUUUCAUUAACGUGUCAGUUAGCCUUUUUCUAUACAGUUAGUGUACUUGCUUCCAUCAGUGGUAAUGUACUUCCCUGUCGUCUUUGUCUUUUCCAAGAGCACAGUUUUGUAUCAGUUGAAAUUAUGCUAUCCUGUGAUCUCGUUGCUAUACACGCUAUUGUCAAACAGCAUUCUCUUAUAUUUUCUCUUCUCAAUCACCUGAAGCUGUGGGUCUUAUGGGGACAGUUUCAAAUGAUUUGAGAGUUUUGUGGAAAGAUUUCAUCAAAAUAUUAUAAAAAUUAUAUUUGUUCUACACAUAACUAGUUUUGUAACCCUGCACAGAGUGACACAUUUAAUCUGUUCUUACUCUUAAUGGUCCCUGUAUCCCCCCCCCCCCCCCCCCCCCACACACACACACACACACACACACACACACACACACACACACACAUACACACCUUCACUUGUAUUUGAGAGAGAUUGUGUCCAUAUUCUUAUCCAACCAGUCUGAUGCAGGUUUUUCGGAGACUCCCUCACCCAACUCCAGGGGAAUGCUGGUGUGAUUCCUUAACCAUAAACAAUUCCUUCUCAUUCUUGUCUAAUUUGAGCUUCCACUAAGGGUCUAAUGACCUAGACAGCAAACUCAAAAACCUCGCAUUUAUUUUUGCACUAUUUUCGUAGCGCAAUAUUGCUCACUUCAGUUGCUUCUGACAGGUAUCAGUCGUGUAUUACUUUUAUUUUUGGUACUUCCUCAAUUUUUUUUAUUAAUUCUUAAACAUUCCUUCAGUUUCAAGGUGUUCUGGAUUACAGUUGGUUUAUUAUUUGUGUGUGUGUGUGUGUGUGUGUGUGUGUGUGUGUGUGUGUGUGUGUUUUAUAUGGAUCUUCCUCUAUUUAUCAGUUUCUGUGAUAUAUUUCAGCUUAAUGGAAAAUUUUGUAAAUUCAUAAAGUUGAAGCAAGGCAUCUAUCGUGUGUGGAUAUGUAUAAGAUAUAAUCAUCACUGUGGUAAAAAAGACCAUUUUAAUCUUUUUUUGUGGCACAGAUACAAUUUUGUCAUACUUUUUGUACAUAAUGGUAUUAUGUAAGAUUUGCAAAUUGAAUGUUAAUUUUUUAAAAUUUUCUUAAGGUAAUCAUUUGUAAAUACUGGUUAACAACAAUUGUAAUUAGCUAUGACUUGCAGCCAAAUUAUAGGCAUAAUAUGUGCUUAGCUUUUCUUAAAAUUAAGGGUGUAACAUUUUGGCAAAGCAUGAAAUUGCCUGUCAAUUUUCAGGAUUGCCUGUCAAUUUUCAGGUUCUGUGUUAUAGGGAAGACAUCAGUUUAGAAUCAUUUUGUGGAGUGAAGUGCAUUCAAACAGAAAAAAAGUGACUUAAAAGUUGUUAAAUUUGGCAGAAAAUACAUUGUUGUCUGUCAACUUUUUUUGUAAUAACUAUCUAACAAAACAUGGAAACAAGUUACAAAUUCAGUCACCAGCAUUGUUUCUACUGUAUUUGUGGAGUUCUGUGACAUAUCAUUUUGUAAUCAGAUUAAUAUGAACAGCAUAAUAAUGUAUAAAUUUCUGAUACUUGUAUUUUAAAUUUGUUUAUCAUGUGUAUGUAAUUUCAAAUUUCACCCAAUGAAACAGAACAUCGAAGACACUCUGAAUUAUAUACCUCUGAAAAGUGUGAAGUGAGGGGUAUAAAAAAAAGCUGAUUGUAUUUUUUAAUUAGUGAGAGCAUUAUUUGAUUUUCUUGAGUUCAGUUGAAAUUAAAUUUCAGCACUUAUAUAAUUUUUUCAGGCUGCUUGAAGAUAAGCUUCUGCUUCUUCCUUUCAUUUCAGUACUGCAGUUGAUUUAUUACAAUUAUAUUUUCUUCUGCUGUAAUAUUAUACUGGAAUUUGUAAGUUUUUAUAUUCAGUGACCCACUCUGUGAUAUUUUAAAAGAGGUAUUGUUGAUAAAGUUAUGUUGACAAACAGUAUGUGCUCUGAGUAAAACACAAACACCAUACACUUUUGUUAAUAUGUUCAUGCUUCAGUUUUCUGUUGUUUGUUUAUCAUAUAGUGACCUUAUGUUAUAAAUCUGUUCUUUCCUUUCCAAAAUUAUGCAUAUUUAGUUGUAUAAUUUUUAUAGUUAUAUUGAUUAAAGUUUUGUUAUGCCUAAUCUGUUUGUGCUUUUGUUCUUGUGUAUUUAUCGUUUUCUUUUAGAGAUAUUUAACAGGCAGUAGAUAGUCGUCAGAAGGACAGAGGCAUAAAUGUGUUGCCAUUAUUCUGCUACAAAUGGUAUAUUGCAGUCUGCUGCAAUGUUAAUAUUAAAUCUUUUGUUUUACUUAUUUAUUUACAAAAAAAUCUAGAACUUUAAGAUCACAUACAUGUGUAAACAUGGUUGAAAAAUUAGUGGAACAGAACUGCCUCCAUUGAAUUUCUAAAUACUGCAAUAAAUACUUACUUUUGCAUAUACAAUAAAUUUGUAAAUGUAUACUGCCUGUGUGAUAGAUUACUGCCAUUACAAUUUAGAUAUAGACCAUUCACGUAUUGUUUGACACGAUUUUUAAUUAAUAAAAGACUAGGUAAAGAGGUGUGUGUGUGUGUGUGUGUGUGUGUGUGUGUGUGUGUGUGUGUGUGUGUGUGUUUUACAAUCAGUAAGAGUGUUUACCAGCUUUAUCUGUUUUGUGGAAAACACCAAUUCUUGGCCCAGUCGUGCCUUCCUGAAACUGUAGAAGGUGCUAUAACAUUUCAGAAUUUUUUAAUAGAUAUGUUUGAAACUUUUUGUGAUAUUUCUAUGUUUUCAUGAGUACACUGUCCUUUGUUGCAGUAUGCCAUUUUUGUGAGAGUAUGUCUGCAGUCUGCUUAAGGACAGUGUAAUCAGAUAUAUUCGUUUUAAGAUGCCUUGGAAUAUGUAGGCAAGUUGCUAUCUCUGCCUAAAUAUUGUGGUGACAAGUUUUUUAUGUUCAUUGUGUAUGUAAACUGAGAAGCAAAACAAGACAUUUUAAAGUGAGAGAUUUUGUUUAGCUGCUACUCUGAAGAUAACUCACCUCAUAACAGUUGAUUAUUUUUCCACCUCCCCUAGCCCCACCUGCAUCCCCCUCAAACACUGGCUUAGCACUUACGUUCAUUGUGUAAAUCCAUAAACUGUUGCAUAAAAACAUUGAGAGUUGGACACCAUAAAAUUCUGUGCAGCAGUGUAAUUGCAAGUAACUACCUACUCUGAAUUUUCAGAGUUCAUAAAGACUGUGAUAUCAUGUAAAUAUGACCACUGGCUUACAUGUGGUUUUUAUCCCUAUUAUUUUGUUUUCUUUGCCAGUUUGAAAUUUGCUAACAGUCUGAUGUAUGGCUAAUAAAUGCAUGUGGCAUAAUA
Molecule: messenger RNA, 7784 nt
Organism: Schistocerca cancellata (South American locust)
Lineage: Eukaryota; Metazoa; Arthropoda; Insecta; Orthoptera; Acrididae
Gene: Duba
Product: OTU domain-containing protein 5
Exons: 9
Coding region: 125-1660 (511 amino acids)
Biological process (GO): protein deubiquitination
Molecular function (GO): K63-linked deubiquitinase activity; cysteine-type deubiquitinase activity
Source: RefSeq, a predicted model, not a curated record